Messenger RNA from Cuscuta epithymum, 2358 nucleotides. Lineage: Eukaryota; Viridiplantae; Streptophyta; Magnoliopsida; Solanales; Convolvulaceae. The record is from the annotation of a GenBank genome assembly.
UAACCGGAACGGUACCGGUCUGGUUCGCCAUGUACUGCGUAGGCUUUCGAUCCUUAACUGUUCCAGAACCAUUGGAAUCUUCUUUCCAGUUAGUUGAUGAAUUAUCCGACGCGGAAUUUUCUGGGUUGAUUACAGUUGAUGAAAUGCUUCCACGAAAGACCCACCGCGCCGUUUUCUUCUUUCUCUAUCUUCUGUUAUCUCCUUCUCUUUCUGCCUCUUCAUCUUUCCAGAAGAAGAAGCGUCAAAUCGAUGGACCCAUUAAAACAAUUGUCAUCCUGGUUAUGGAGAAUCGAUCUUUCGAUCAUGUUCUCGGCUGGCUCCGGGCAUCCCGACCGGAUAUCGACGGGUUGACCGGUACCGAAUUCAACCACGUCAACGCCUCCGACCCCUCGUCUGCUAAGGUCUUCGUUUCCGACGACGCCAUCUUCGUGGAUUCCGACCCGGGCCACUCGAUCCAAGCUAUCCGGGAGCAGAUAUUCGGGUCGAACGACACCCUGGCUGAUCCGGCGCCGAUGAAUGGGUUCGUGCAACAAGCGUUGAGUAUGGGCGUGGAGGGUUUGGAGAAGACAGUCAUGAGUGGAUUCAAGCCGGAGCUCGUUCCGAUCUACACCGAUUUAGCCAAUGAGUUCGCCGUUUUCGACCGGUGGUUCGCGUCGGUGCCGGCGUCGACUCAGCCGAACAGAUUCUACGUUCACUCGGCGACUUCUCACGGAGCCUCCAGCAAUGUUCGGAAAGACCUAAUCCAUGGAUUCCCUCAGAAGACGAUCUUCGAUUCGUUGGACGAGAAUGGCCUCAGCUUUGGCAUUUAUUACCAAAAUAUCCCUGCCACCCUCUUCUUCAACUCCCUCCGAAAGCUCAAACACAUUUCCAAGUUCCACAGCUACCCACUUAAGUUCAAAUUGCAUGCUAAGCUGGGGAAGCUUCCAAACUACGUCGUGAUAGAGCAGAGAUACUUUGAUGUUAAACAGUUUCCAGCUAAUGAUGACCAUCCAUCUCAUGAUGUGGCGCUUGGACAGAGGUUUGUGAAGGAGGUUUAUGAAACUCUGAGAGGCAGUCCACAGUGGAAGGAGAUGGCAUUGUUGAUUACUUAUGACGAGCAUGGCGGGUUCUAUGAUCAUGUCCCCGCCCCUGUUUCUGGGGUGCCUAACCCGGAUGGGAUACUCGGGCCAGAUCCUUACUACUUCAAGUUUGAUAGGUUGGGGGUGCGGGUGCCAACACUUUUGGUUUCUCCAUGGAUUGAUAAGGGCACUGAGAUCCAAACAUACCCUCAAGGUGUUAGAACAGUGAGGUUUUAUUUUGAAUAGUUCAGUCAUAGAAGGGGUGCUAUAGAAGUGCUACUUCCUCGCGUUAGAUUGAGUGAUGGAUAGUUACUAGCUAUGGAGUGGGGGAAGUUCAUAUUCUCCAGUAUUCAUGUCCAGAAAGGGGCAGAAGUGAUUCAUAAACCAAAUGGUCCACAGCCAUCUUCACAAUUUGAACACUCUUCCAUACCAGCAACAGUCAAGAGGCUCUUUAAUCUGGAUUCAAGCUUCUUGACCAGAAGAGAUGCAUGGGCUGGUAGUUUUGAUACCUACUUCCGCCUGCGUGACAUGCCACGUGAUGAUUGUCCAGAAACACUUGCGGAUGUGACAAUAUCAUUAAGACCAAAUGGACCAAAAGAAGAUGCCAAGCUCUCUGAAUUCCAAAUGGAGCUGAUCCAGCUGGCAUCACAGCUGUGUGGGGACCACAUCCUGGGCACAUACCCCGAGAUCGGGAAGGGCAUGAACGUCAGUGAAGCCAACCGGUACGUAGAGGAUGCUGUUGAGAGGUUCCUGGAGGCGGGAAGGGCUGCCCUGAGAGCAGGAGCAAACGAGUCUGCAAUAGUCACAAUGAGACCGGCUCUUACUAGUAGGACAUCCACUGGACCCUCCAUUGUCACCGCCUAAACAGGAACAAGCAAGGGUAAAACCUUUAUAGUAAGAUACACAAAGGUCUGAAGUAAAAACCGAUACGGCCUGGAUUCUCCGCUUCACAAGCACACUGGUGGCUCCACAACCAGAGGCGGAUCCGCGGAUCCAACGGGAUGUGUGCUGGGGCUAGCCUGCCCCUCAUCAACCCCACCCCCGAUGUGUAUAUAUAGCAUAUAUUUAUACUACAUAUGUAGUAAAAUUUAAUUAGUGUGCAAAAAUUUGACUGCAUAAGUUGUAUGUAAAUACUCCUUUAUAGCGUUAAACAUCUGUCACUUUUCGCUAACUAUGUACACGCACAAAGCAUAGUUUUAUCCGUGUUUAUUCGUAUUCACUAUCACUUUUCAUCUUUUAUAGUUUUAUUUAAUUCCCCUUUUGGGUGUUGAUAUGACAAAGCUUUUAAAAGCAUUACGGU